AUGAAGAACCAUAGAAGCGCGAGUAUCAGUGCAGCUCCGACGACGCCACCGACGACACCGCCAGCGAUGGCGCCGGUAUUGGUAGAAGAAGAGGAAGAUGACGAUGAGUCUGAAUCGGAUGUAGGAGUAGCUGCGGAUGUUGAUGUCGAUAUCGAUGUCGAUGAAAUCGUGACACUCGUGCUAGCUGAACCUAAGAUUAGACCUGGAAUGCACACCGCAUAG
Messenger RNA from Aspergillus chevalieri, 222 nucleotides. RefSeq lists its product as uncharacterized. The coding region runs from base 1 to 222 and encodes 73 amino acids. The record is from RefSeq and is a predicted model, not a curated record. Lineage: Eukaryota; Fungi; Ascomycota; Eurotiomycetes; Eurotiales; Aspergillaceae. The transcript has a single exon.